AGCCACGUUCGGUUGAGCUCCAAGUAGACCAGCGGCAGCGGCGGCGGCAGCGGUGCCGGAGGCGCAGAGGGCGGCGCAGGCGGAGCCGGGCGGGCGGGCGCGCGAGCGAGCCAGCGGGCGGCCGGGCCGGCAGGCGAGCGGCGGCGGCAGCGGCACCCCAGGCCGAGCCGGCGCGGGAGGAGUUCCAGGGCGAUGGGGCCGCGGCCGGGGCUGACGCUUUGACAGCUGGAAAGAGCGCGGAGCCAGCGCCUGGGGGGGGAGGGAGGGGAGCGCGGCGAGGAGAGCGCGAGCGGGCGAGCGAGCGAGGCCGGGGAGGGGGCCGGGAGCGAGGGGGCAGCUCGGGAGCAGCCGGAGCGGUAGCGGCGGCGGCGGCGGCGGCGGCGGCGAGGCUCGGCGCCCUCUUCUCUGCAAACCAUGUUUGCCAAAGGCAAAGGCUCGGCGGUGCCCUCGGACGGGCAGGCUCGGGAAAAGUUAGCUUUAUACGUCUACGAAUAUUUACUGCACGUAGGAGCACAGAAAUCUGCACAGACCUUCUUGUCGGAGAUUCGAUGGGAAAAAAACAUCACGUUGGGAGAACCGCCUGGGUUUUUGCACUCGUGGUGGUGCGUAUUUUGGGACCUUUACUGUGCAGCUCCUGAAAGGCGAGACACUUGUGAACAUUCGAGUGAAGCAAAAGCCUUUCAUGAUUACAGUGCGGCAGCCGCCCCGAGCCCCGUGCUUGGCAACAUUCCCCCCAACGAUGGGAUGCCGGGAGGCCCCAUCCCGCCAGGUUUCUUUCAGCCUUUUAUGUCACCGCGCUACGCAGGCGGCCCCAGGCCCCCGAUCAGAAUGGGAAACCAGCCUCCGGGAGGAGUUCCUGGGACCCAGCCACUGCUGCCCAAUUCCAUGGAUCCCACCCGGCAACAAGGGCACCCCAACAUGGGAGGAUCAAUGCAGAGAAUGAACCCUCCCCGAGGCAUGGGGCCCAUGGGGCCCGGCCCACAGAAUUAUGGCAGCGGCAUGAGACCACCACCCAACUCCCUCGGCCCCGCCAUGCCCGGGAUUAACAUGGGUCCGGGAGCUGGCAGACCCUGGCCAAAUCCUAACAGUGCUAACUCAAUUCCAUACUCCUCCUCAUCACCUGGUACCUACGUGGGACCUCCUGGUGGUGGUGGCCCCCCAGGAACACCCAUCAUGCCUAGUCCUGCAGAUUCAACAAAUUCCAGUGACAACAUCUACACAAUGAUUAAUCCGGUGCCGCCUGGAGGCAGCCGGUCCAACUUCCCGAUGGGUCCAGGCUCGGACGGCCCGAUGGGAGGCAUGGGCGGCAUGGAGCCACACCACAUGAAUGGAUCGUUAGGGUCAGGUGACAUAGAUGGACUUCCAAAAAAUUCUCCUAACAACAUAAGUGGCAUUAGCAACCCUCCAGGCACCCCUCGGGACGACGGUGAGCUAGGAGGGAACUUCCUCCACUCCUUCCAGAAUGACAAUUAUUCUCCAAGCAUGACGAUGAGCGUGUGAUCCCCUCCUCUUCUCCGAGACGCUGAGAGAGCCGGCAUUUCAGGCGGGAAGAUGCCAGAAAUUAUGCAAGAAGAAGUGAGGUGUCAUUACCCAGGAGCUGGGGGAGGGGCGUCUCCCUGCUCCCCCUCAGCCCCCACCCUCCUCCUCCAGUCCCCCCACCUGUCCCAGUUUUAGUUUCAUGCAAUAAAAAGGCCGAACUUUUUAUUCCAUAAAACAUGAAGGACAAAACUCAAAAUAAAAAUAUAUUUCAAGUCAGUGACCAGAAAAAUCCCACCCCUUGCCCAUUCCCAAAAGGACCUUUUAUGUACGUGACACUUUUUUUUUUUGUUUGUUUGGGGUUUUACCGUUAUUGGGAUUUUUUAAUUUGUUUUCAGGGGGGUUUUUUUGGGGGAAAAUUUUUAAAAAUGGAAGCUUCUAGCAAGCCCCCCUCACCCCACCUCAGUCAACCUCUUUGCUUUCUUCUUUAAAAAAAAAAAAAAAAAAAAAAAAAAAAAAAAAAAACCGAAGCCCUGCUGUCUGUCUGUACCCAAGCCCUUCCACCAGGAAAGCUAGUCUAGGUGUGAGGUCUCACGCUGUCUUUGUAGCCAUCUAAAAAUAAUGAUAAUAAUAAUAAACUGGGCAGUUUACAAUCGGUGGUUUCUUUCAAAAGGCCUUUUUUGGAAAGAGAAAAGAAAGUCACCUUUCUCCACUUGGGGUUUUUGGUUCGUGCGGAUGGGCAAGGGAGGGUCAGGAACCUGUUUUGGUUUUGCUUGAUUUCUCCUGGCCGAGGUGGUGCCGGCAGCUGCACACGUGGGACCCCAGAACCGUCCCCCCUCCCCCACUAUGUGGCCCGAGGGGCCCGACCACCCGACCGCUUUCAGGACUCCGCCGCGGCGGAGACGCGCUGUGACCUGGUGGCAUGCACUGUGUUCCCAGGGCCGCUUCCUCCUCUCUCUCUUCUGGACCUUCCCCCGCCCGGCCUCCCUGCCGCUCCAGCCCCGUCCUCAGCCCCCACCCCAGUCUUCCCAGCGAGAAUCCUGCCAGCUGGGCGGUGGCCUGGGCGGAGCGCCGUGGGGGAGGCCGCCCCCGACAGGAUGGCUAUGACCUGGGACAUGGCAACUGUGACCCCUGCGUGCUCGUCCCGUGGCCCUGGCUCGCAUCGUCCUCGUCGUGUGUGUGGGCA
Molecule: messenger RNA, 2662 nt
Organism: Odobenus rosmarus divergens (Pacific walrus)
Lineage: Eukaryota; Metazoa; Chordata; Mammalia; Carnivora; Odobenidae
Gene: SSBP3
Product: single stranded DNA binding protein 3
Exons: 17
Coding region: 415-1500 (361 amino acids)
Biological process (GO): positive regulation of transcription by RNA polymerase II
Cellular component (GO): nucleus
Molecular function (GO): protein binding; single-stranded DNA binding
Source: RefSeq, a predicted model, not a curated record